UGUUGUAUCUACAGUUAUAUGUGCCUACAGUGUACCAUUAGUACCCUUCAUACAUACAUCGUUGGAUGUUCCGGCACAUCCACCGCCAUUUCUAGGGGACUCCUGGCAGCUUAAUUAGCCAGAAAUAACGCCAUGAACGGAAGUGGUCCAGAGCACCCCUCGUAAUACAACUCAGGGAUAUGUGCGAGUGGUCAGUGUAACCAAGAGUAACGCGGACAUCUUUUCCACUGGAAGCAGUUCCUUCGUUUUGUGAGCCGACACCGACCGACAUUGACCGUGAUCAGGGAAACGCUACUUUCAUACCCUGGCCCGUCACUCUCGUACAGAGACACAGACACCUCCACCCCCACACACCCCUACGCACUCUUCCUCCAACGGUGAGAGACAGACACCUGACUCUACUACCUCACCUUCCAACAGGAUGAGACAGAAACCACCCUCUACGCCCUCCUCCUCCAACAGUGAGACACACACAUUUGCCCCUACUACCCCACCUUCCAACAGUGAGAGAGAGACACCACCCUCUACGGCCUCCUCCUCCAACAGUGAGAGAGAGACACCACCCUCUACGACCUCCUCCGCCAACAGUGAGAGAGAGAAAUCACCCUCUACGGCCUCCUCCGCCAACAGUGAGAGACAGACACGACCCACUACGCCCUCCUCCUCCAAGAGAAAGAAACAGACACCUGAACCUACUACCCCAUCUUCCAACAGUGAGAGACAGAAACCACCCUCUACGCCCUCCUCCUCCAACAGUGAGACACACACACUUGCCCCUACUACCCCACCUUCCAACAGUGAGAGACAGAAACCACCCUCUACGCCCUCCUCCUCCAACAGUGAGACACACACAUUUGCCCCUACUACCCCACCUUCCAACAGUGAGAGAGAGACACCACCCUCUACGUCCUCCUCCUCCAACAGUGAGAGACAGAAACCACCCUCUACGACCUCCUCCUCCAACAGUGAGAGAGAGACACCACCUUCUACGCCCUCCUCCUCCAACAGUGAGACACACACAUUUGCCCCUACUACACCACCUUCCAACAGUGAGAGAGAGACACCACCCUCUACGACCUCCUCCUCCAACAGUGAGACACACACACUUGCCCCUACUACCCCACCUUCCAACAGUGAGAGAGAGACACCAACCUCUACGACCUCCUCCUCCAACAGUGAGACACACACACUUGCCCCUACUACCCCACCUUCCAACAGUGAGAGACAGAAACCACCCUCUACGGCCUCCUCCUCCAACAGUGAGAGACAGAAACCUACUACCCCACCUUCCAACAGUGAGAGAGAGACACGACCCACUACGCCCUCCUCCUCCAAGAGAAAGAGACAGACACCUGAACCUACUACCCCAUCUUCCCACAGUGAGAGACAGAAACCACCCUCUACGCCCUCCUCCUCCAAUAGACAGACACAGACACCUGCCCCUACUACCCCACCUGCCCACAGUGAGAGACAGAAACCACCCUCUACGCCCUCUUUCUCCAACAGUGAGAGACAGACACCUGCCCCUACAUCCUCACCUUCCAUCAUUGUGAGGCAGACACCAUAUUGUACGCCCUCUUUCUCCAACAGUGAGAGACAGGCACCUGCCCCUAAUACCCAGUCUUCCCACAGUGAGAGACAGACAUCACCCUCUACGCCCUCCUCCUCCAACAGUGAGAGGGAGACACCACCCUCUACGACCUCCUCCGCCAACAGUGAGACACACACACUUGCCCCUACUACCCCACCUUCCAACAGUGAGAGAGAGACACGCCCCUCUACGGCCUCCUCCUCCAACAGUGAGAGAGAGACACCACCCUCUACGCCCUCCUCCUCCAACAGUGAGACACACACAUUUGCCCCUACUACCCCACCUUCCAACAGUGAGAGAGAGACACUACCCUCUACGACCUCCUCCUCCAACAGUGAGAGAGAGACACCACCCUCUACGUCCUCCUCCGCCAACAGUGAUCCACACACACUUGCCCCUACUACCCCACCUUCCAACAGUGAGAGAGAGACACCACCCUCUACGCCCUCUUCCUCCAACAGUGAGAGAGAGAAACCACCCUCUACGACCUCCUCCGCCAACAGUGAGACACACACACUUGCCCCUACUACCCCACCUUCCAACAGUGAGAGAGAGACACCACCCUCUACGUCCUCUUCCUCCAACAGUGAGACACACACACCUGCCCCUACUACCCCACCUUCCAACAGUGAGAGACAGACACGACCCACUACGCCCUCCUCCUCCAAGAGAAAGAGACAGACACCUGAACCUACUACCCCAUCUUCCCACAGGGAGAGACAGAAACCACCCUCUACGCCCUCCUCCUCCAAUAGACAGACACAGACACCUGCCCCUACUACCCCACCUUCCAACAGUGAGAGAGAGACACAACCCUCUACGGCCUCCUCCUCAAAGAGAAAGAGACAGACACCUGAACCUACUACCCCAUCUUCCCACAGUGAGAGACAGAAAACACCCUCUACGCCCUCCUCCUCCAACAGUGAGAGGGAGACACCACCCUCUACGACCUCCUCCGCCAACAGUGAGACACACACACUUGCCCCUACUACCCCACCUUCCAACAGUGAGAGACAGAAACCACCCUCUACGCCCUCCUCCAGCAGUGAGACACACACACUUGCCCCUACUACCCCACCUUCCAACAGUGAGAGAGAGACACCACCCUCUACGGCCUCCUCCUCCAACAGUGAGAGAGAGACACCACCCUCUACGUCCUCUUCCUCCAACAGUGAGACACACACACCUGCCCCUACUACCCCACCUUCCAACAGUGAGAGACAGACACGACCCACUACGCCCUCCUCCUCCAAGAGAAAGAGACAGACACCUGAACCUACUACCCCAUCUUCCCACAGUGAGAGACAGAAACCACCCUCUACGCCCUCCUCCUCCAAUAGACAGACACAGACACUUGCCCCUACUACCCCACCUGCCCACAGUGAGAGACAGACACCACCCUCUACGUCCUCCUCCGCCAACAGUGAGCCACACACACUUGCCCCUACUACCCCACCUUCCAACAGUGAGAGAGAGACACCACCCUCUACGCCCUCUUCCUCCAACAGUGAGAGAGAGAAACCACCCUCUACGACCUCCUCCGCCAACAGUGAGACACACACACUUGCCCCUACUACCCCACCUUCCAACAGUGAGAGAGAGACACCACCCUCUACGUCCUCUUCCUCCAACAGUGAGACACACACACCUGCCCCUACUACCCCACCUUCCAACAGUGAGAGACAGACACGACCCACUACGCCCUCCUCCUCCAAGAGAAAGAGACAGACACCUGAACCUACUACCCCAUCUUCCCACAGGGAGAGACAGAAACCACCCUCUACGCCCUCCUCCUCCAAUAGACAGACACAGACACCUGCCCCUACUACCCCACCUUCCAACAGUGAGAGAGAGACACAACCCUCUACGGCCUCCUCCUCAAAGAGAAAGAGACAGACACCUGAACCUACUACCCCAUCUUCCCACAGUGAGAGACAGAAAACACCCUCUACGCCCUCCUCCUCCAACAGUGAGAGGGAGACACCACCCUCUACGACCUCCUCCGCCAACAGUGAGACACACACACUUGCCCCUACUACCCCACCUUCCAACAGUGAGAGACAGAAACCACCCUCUACGCCCUCCUCCAGCAGUGAGACACACACACUUGCCCCUACUACCCCACCUUCCAACAGUGAGAGAGAGACACCACCCUCUACGGCCUCCUCCUCCAACAGUGAGAGAGAGACACCACCCUCUACGUCCUCUUCCUCCAACAGUGAGACACACACACCUGCCCCUACUACCCCACCUUCCAACAGUGAGAGACAGACACGACCCACUACGCCCUCCUCCUCCAAGAGAAAGAGACAGACACCUGAACCUACUACCCCAUCUUCCCACAGUGAGAGACAGAAACCACCCUCUACGCCCUCCUCCUCCAAUAGACAGACACAGACACUUGCCCCUACUACCCCACCUGCCCACAGUGAGAGACACAAACCACCCUCUACGCCCUCUUUCUCCAACAGUGAGAGACAGACACCUGCCCCUACAUCCUCACCUUCCAGCAUUGUGAGGCAGACACCAUAUUCUACUCCCUCUUUCUCCAACAGUCAGAGACAGGCACCUGCCCCUAAUACCCAAUCUUCCCACAGUGAGAGACAGACAUCACCCUCUGCGCAACGUCCCUCAAGCAGUGAGAGGGAGACACCUGCCCCUACUGCCCCACCUUCCAACAGUGAGAGACAGACACGACCCACUACGCCCUCCUCCUCCAAGAGAAAGAGACAGACACCUGAACCUACUACCCCAUCUUCCCACAAUGAGAGACGGAAACCACCCUCUACGCCCUCCUCCUCCAACAGUGAGAGAGGGACACCACCCUCUACGACCUCCUCCGCCAACAGUGAGACACACACACUUGCCCCUACUACCCCACCUUCCAACAGUGAGAGAGAGACACGCCCCUCUACGCCCUCCUCCUCCAACAGUGAGAGACAGAAACCACCCUCUACGCCCUCCUCCAACAGUGAGACAAACACACUUGCCCCUACUACCCCACCUUCCAACAGUGAGAGAGAGACACCACCCUCUACGGCCUCCUCCUCCAACAGUGAGAGAGAGACACCACCCUCUACGUCCUCUUCCUCCAACAGUGAGACACACACACCUGCCCCUACUACCCCACCUUCCAACAGUGAGAGACAGACACGACCCACUACGCCCUCCUCCUCCAAGAGAAAGAGACAGACACCUGAACCUACUACCCCAUCUUCCCACAGUGAGAGACAGAAACCACCCUCUACGCCCUCCUCCUCCAAUAGACAGACACAGACACUUGCCCCUACUACCCCACCUGCCCACAGUGAGAGACAGAAACCACCCUCUACGCCCUCCUCCUCAAAUAGACAGACACAGACACCUGCCCCUACUACCCCACCUUCCAACAGUGAGAGACAGACACGACCCUCUACGGCCUCCUCCUCCAAGAGAAAGAGACAGACACCUGAACCUACUACCCCAUCUUCCCACAGUGAGAGACAGAAAACACCCUCUACGCCCUCCUCCUCAAACAGUGAGAGAGAGACACCACCCUCUACGACCUCCUCCGCCAACAGUGAGACACACACACUUGCCCCUACUACCCCACCUUCCAACAGUGAGAGACAGAAACCACCCUCUACGCCCUCCUCCAACAGUGAGACACACACACUUGCCCCUACUACCCCACCUUCCAACAGUGAGAGAGAGAAACCACCCUCUACGGCCUCGUCCUCAAAGAGAAAGAGACAGACACCUGAACCUACUACCCCAUCUUCCAACAGUGAGAGACAGAAACCACCCUCUACGCCCUCCUCCUCCAACAGUGAGAGAGAGACACCACCCUCUACGACCUCCUCCUCCAACAUGAGAGACAGAAACCACCCUCUACGCCCCUCCUCCAACAGUGAGACACACACACUUGCCCCUACUACCCCACCUUCCAACAGUGAGAGAGAGACACCACCCUCUACGGCCUCCUCCGCCAACAGUGAGAGAGAGAAACCACCAUCUACGUCCUCUUCCUCCAACAGUGAGACACACACACCUGCCCCUACUACCCCACCUUCCAACAGUGAGAGACAGACACGACCCACUACGCCCUCCUCCUCCAAUAGAAAGAGACAGACACCUGAACCUACUACCCCAUCUUCCCACAGUGAGAGACAGAAACCACCCUCUACGCCCUCCUCCUCCAAUAAACAGACACAGACACUUGCCCCUACUACCCCACCUGCCCACAGCAGACACCAUAUUCUACUCCCUCUUUCUCCAACAGUGAGAAACAGGCACCUGCCCCUAAUACCCAAUCUUCCCACAGUGAGAGACAGACAUCACCCUCUGCGCAACGUCCCUCAAGCAGUGAGAGACACACACCUGCCCCUAAUGCCACACCUUCCCAAAGUGAGAGAGAAACACCACCCUCCUCCUCCAGCAGUGAGAGACAGACACCUGCCCCUACUACCUCACCUUUUCAGAGUGAGAGACAGAAACCACCCUCUAUGCCCUCUUCCUCCAAAAGUGACACACACACCUGCCCCUACUACCCUACCUUCCAACAGUGAGAGAGAGACACCACCCUCUACGUCCUCUUCCUCCAACAGUGAGACACACACACCUGCCCCUAUAAACCAUACCACUUAUCAUGAAAUAAAAGUGGGUCUGUUGAAUGCACGGUCUGUGCGCAAUAAAACAUGGAAAAUUCGUAAUCUAAUACUUGAAAAAGCUUGGAAAAUACUCUUCAUUACUGAGACUUGGCUGAAAAGUAGUGGUGAUGAAGCAAGAGUAACUGAACUCACCCCAGACGGAUACCGCUUUCACCAUGUUCCUAGGCCUGCUGGUAGACAAGGCGGAGGCGUGGGAGUGGUGUACCACACUUCUCUUAAUGUAGAAAUAGUCAGAACAGAACAGGCUUAUAACUCUUUUGAAUCCAUGGCCAUCUCUCUGCGAUGUCAAGUUCAUUCAAGUUCAGUCAAGAUAAUAUGUCUGUAUCGACCCCCGCGAACUGAUUUUCAAACGGAUUUAUCCAAUCUGUUUACACAAUAUACUACUUCUGACAUUAUCUAUCUUGGAGACUUUAAUGUGUGGUACGGUGUUGCUAGUAAUAGAGAAGCCAGGGAGAUCACAAACCUUCUAGCAACCAGUGGUCUGACUCAGCUCGUGAACAGGAAAACCCACGAACAUGGUAAUAUCCUAGACUGGGUUGUAACCCAUAGAUCCAACCCCUUUGUUAACAACGUCACUGUGGGGGACAUGCCUGUAUCGGAUCACUAUCCUGUCAGCAUGACUAUCACCUUCACACAGAGAGGCAUCAACGCAACCCCUCGACGUCACUCUCUCCCAUACAGAGAGACAAACACCCCUUCUACACAGAGAGGCAUCAACGCAACCCCUCGACGUCACUCUCUCCCAUAG
Molecule: messenger RNA, 6988 nt
Organism: Haliotis rubra (blacklip abalone)
Lineage: Eukaryota; Metazoa; Mollusca; Gastropoda; Lepetellida; Haliotidae
Product: mucin-2-like
Exons: 6
Coding region: 422-6988 (2188 amino acids)
Molecular function (GO): catalytic activity
Source: RefSeq, a predicted model, not a curated record